Mollisia scopiformis is the source of this 510-nucleotide messenger RNA. RefSeq lists its product as uncharacterized. The record is from RefSeq and is a predicted model, not a curated record. The transcript has 2 exons. Bases 105 to 443 code for a protein of 112 amino acids. NCBI's taxonomy places the organism in Eukaryota, Fungi, Ascomycota, Leotiomycetes, Helotiales, Mollisiaceae.
CAAACAACCUGCAGAUAUAAAGAUCAGACAAUUUCAGAAAACCAACCUAGUCAACACAAAUCCGCCCUGUGAUUUAUCUACCACCACCAAAAGCAGCAUUCGCCAUGUCAACUAUUGCGCGCUUCAAGCUAAUCUUUUUUGUCCCACCAUCGGCCCUCAAAGCUUGCAAGUCUGCCAUCUUCGCCGCAGGAGCAGGCCGCUACUCUGGACCAGGAACCUAUACAGAAUGUUGUUGGGUUGCCAUGGGUACAGGCCAGUUCCGUCCGGGCGACGCUGCGAAGCCAAAUAUUGGGAAAGUGGGGGAGCUUGAAGAGGUUCAGGAGGCUAGGGUGGAGACGCUUUGCUUAGGGGAAGAUGUGGUUAGGAAGGCUGUUGAAGCUUUGAAGAGUGCGCAUCCUUACGAGGAGCCUGCGUAUGAAGUGAUUAGGUUGGAGAAAUUUUGAAAUAUAGCCAAGACAUAUUCGUUGAAUAAGUGAAGAAAAAUUUGGAGUAUUUCUGCAAACAAAUUGC